AUGUCCGACCCGAAGAAAGACGUUGAGGCGUACAGUGCCUAUUUGCGAACGAAGAUGGGCGAGUCACUUACUGAUGCUGUAGCGCAGGUCAUUGCCAAAAGACCACGUGACCCCAUCGACUUCCUGGCAAGCGCUCUUUACAAAUCAAGGAACAUGAAGUCACCAAGUUUACAAGUUGCACUCACAAGACGUCUCCGAAUGCCAAAGUGGACUCCGGGAGAAACCGGAAGUUCAAUACCUCAACCGGGGAAACAAAGUGAACCGCGAAAUGUGUCAAAACAAGUUCAGUCUUCCAUACCACCAAGUUCUGUGCAUUCAAAAGUAGGACCCAGUGAACCUAGCGGGGCCAGUGUAGGAUAUGUUCUUGGAUCUGCGGAGGAUGGUGACGAAGACUACGAUAUGGGAUUUGGUGGUCCCACAAUAUAUGUUCAUGGGACAGUGUUGUCCACAUUCACGCUCAUUGGAGAUAUGUUUGAUGACGAUAAAAUCAGUUGA
Messenger RNA from Ylistrum balloti, 495 nucleotides. RefSeq lists its product as uncharacterized. The record is from RefSeq and is a predicted model, not a curated record. Bases 1 to 495 code for a protein of 164 amino acids. Lineage: Eukaryota; Metazoa; Mollusca; Bivalvia; Pectinida; Pectinidae. The transcript has 3 exons.